Molecule: messenger RNA, 4833 nt
Organism: Leptonychotes weddellii (Weddell seal)
Lineage: Eukaryota; Metazoa; Chordata; Mammalia; Carnivora; Phocidae
Source: RefSeq, a predicted model, not a curated record
CCCGCCUGGCCUUUUACAGCCCGACUCCCGCCCUUCCUGGCCUCCACUCCUGGGCGGCGGCAGGCCUCGCGUCUGGCCCCGUGAGGGUGCCCCCGCGGCCACCCGCAGCAGGCGUGCCUUGUGUGCCCCUGGGCCUGGCCCCGAACCCGGUGUCCCCAGGUGGGGGGUGGGGACACCACGGCCGAAGCUGCUAGCUCCGUUUGUGAUCCGGGAGCCUGGUGCCAGCGAGACCUGGAAUUUCCGGUCUGGUUGGUCUUGGGCCCCGCGGAGCCAGGUUGAUACCCCUCACCUCCCAACCCCAGGCCCUCGGAUGCCCAGAACCUGUAGGCCGCACCGUGGACUUAUUCUUAACCGAGGGGGUGCUGGGGGGACCCUGAUGUGGCACCAAAUGAAAUGAACAAAGCUCCACAGCCCACAGGCCCCCCACCUGCCCCAUCCCCUGGACUCCCACAGCCAGCGUUUCCCCCGGGGCAGACAGCGCCGGUGGUGUUCAGUACGCCACAAGCGACACAAAUGAACACGCCUUCUCAGCCCCGCCAGGGAGGAUUCAGGUCUCUGCAGCACUUCUACCCUAGCCGGGCCCAGCCCCCGAGCAGUGCAGCCACCCGAGUGCAGAGUGCAGCCCCCGCCCGCCCUGGCCCAGCUGCCCAUGUCUACCCUGCUGGAUCCCAAGUAAUGAUGAUCCCUUCCCAGAUCUCCUACUCAGCCUCCCAAGGGGCCUACUACAUCCCUGGACAGGGGCGUUCCACAUAUGUUGUCCCGACACAGCAGUAUCCUGUACAGCCAGGAGCCCCAGGCUUCUAUCCGGGUGCAAGCCCUACAGAGUUUGGGACUUACGCUGGCGCCUACUACCCAGCCCAGGGUGUGCAGCAGUUUCCCACUGGUGUGGCCCCCGCCCCAGUUUUGAUGAACCAGCCACCCCAGAUUGCUCCCAAGAGGGAGCGGAAGACUAUCCGAAUUCGAGAUCCAAACCAAGGAGGGAAGGAUAUCACGGAGGAGAUCAUGUCUGGGGCCCGCACCGCCUCCACACCCACCCCUCCCCAGACGGGAGGUGGUCUGGAGCCUCAAGCUAAUGGGGAGACCCCCCAGGUUGCUGUUGUUAUUCGGCCAGAUGACCGGUCCCAGGGAGCAAUCAUUGGGAGCCGACCGGGGCUGCCUGGCCCAGAACACAGCCCUUCAGAAUCCCAGCCUUCAUCACCUUGUCCGACCCCAUCACCACCCCCAAUCUUGGAACCGGGGUCUGAGCCUAAUCUCGCAGUCCUCUCCAUUCCUGGGGACACGGUGACAACGGGGAUGAUCCAAAUGUCUGUAGAAGAAUCCACCCCCAUGCCCCGUGAAACUGGGGAGCCGUAUUGCCUCUCUCCAGAACCCACUCCCCUUGCUGAACCCAUACUGGAAGUAGAAGUGACACUUAGCAAACCAAUUCCAGAAUCUGAGUUCUCUUCCAGUCCUCUCCAGGUUUCCACCCCCUCUGCAUCUCACAAAGAGGAAAUUCUUCCUGAACCGAAUGGCAUGGUCCCAUCUGAGGAUCUGGAACCAGAGGUGGAGUCGAGCCCAGAGCUUGCUCCUCUCCCUCCCCCAGCUUGUCCCUCCGAAUCCCCCAUGCCCAUUGCUCCAACUGCCCAACCUGAGGAACUGCUCAACGGAGCCCCCUCGCCACCAGCUGUGGACUUAAGCCCAGUCAGUGAGCCAAGGGAGCAGGCCAAGGAGGUGACAGCGUCAGUGGCUUCCCACACCGUCCUCUCUGCCGCUCCAGCUGUGGCUCCUCCAGCUACUUCCCCAGCUCAGGAGGAGGAAAUGGAGGAAGAGGAAGAAGAGGAAGAAGAAGGAGAAGCAGGAGACGCUGAGGGUCAGAAAGGAGGAGAGGAACUUCUCCCCCCAGAGAGCACCCCCGUUGCAGCCCACCUAUCUCAGAAUUUGGAGGCAGCAGCCGCCACCCAAGUGGCGGUGUCUGUGCCAAAGAAGAGACGGAAAAUUAAGGAGCUCAAUAAGAAGGAGGCUGUGGGAGAUCUUCUAGAUGCCUUCAAGGAGGUGAGCCCAGGAGUACCAGAAGUGGAGAAUCAGCCUCCUGUGGGCACCAGUCCUGGUCUGGAGCCUGAGGGCAGCAGUGCAUCCCCGAGGCCUGAGGAAGCAGACGAGACCUGGGACUCAAAGGAAGACAAAAUUCACAAUGCUGAGAACAUCCAGCCCGGGGAACAGAAGUAUGAGUAUAAAUCAGAUCAGUGGAAGCCUCUAAACCUUGAAGAGAAAAAGCGUUAUGACCGUGAGUUCCUGCUUGGCUUUCAGUUCAUCUUUGCCAGUAUGCAGAAGCCGGAGGGAUUGCCCCAUAUCAGCGAUGUGGUGUUGGAUAAGGCCAAUAAAACACCACUGCGACCACUGGACCCCACUAAACUUCAAGGCAUCAAUUGUGGUCCAGACUUCACUCCUUCCUUUGCCAACCUUGGCCGACCAGCCCUUAGCAACCGUGGGCCCCCAAGGGGUGGGCCAGGUGGGGAGCUGCCCCGAGGGCCGCAGGCUGGUCUGGGACCCCGGCGAUCUCAACAGGGCCCCCGAAAGGAGCCCCGCAAGAUCAUUGCCACAGUGUUAAUGACCGAAGAUAUAAAGUUGAACAAAGCGGAGAAAGCCUGGAAACCCAGCAGCAAGCGGACGGCCGCUGAUAAGGAUCGAGGGGAGGAGGAUGCUGAUGGCAGCAAAACGCAGGACCUGUUCCGCAGGGUGCGCUCCAUCCUGAAUAAGCUGACACCCCAGAUGUUCCAGCAGCUGAUGAAGCAGGUGACGCAGCUGGCCAUUGACACCGAGGAACGCCUCAAAGGGGUCAUUGAUCUUAUCUUCGAGAAGGCCAUUUCAGAGCCCAACUUCUCUGUGGCCUAUGCCAACAUGUGCCGCUGCCUCAUGGCGCUCAAAGUGCCCACUACAGAAAAGCCAACAGUGACUGUGAAUUUCCGAAAACUGUUGUUGAAUCGAUGUCAGAAAGAGUUUGAAAAAGACAAAGAUGAUGAUGAGGUUUUUGAGAAGAAGCAAAAAGAGAUGGAUGAAGCUGCUACGGCAGAGGAACGGGGACGCCUGAAGGAAGAGUUGGAAGAGGCUCGAGACAUAGCCCGGCGGCGCUCUUUAGGGAAUAUCAAGUUUAUUGGGGAGUUGUUCAAGCUGAAGAUGUUAACAGAAGCGAUAAUGCAUGACUGUGUGGUUAAACUACUUAAGAACCAUGAUGAAGAGUCCCUUGAAUGCCUUUGUCGUCUGCUCACUACCAUUGGCAAAGAUCUGGACUUUGAAAAAGCCAAGCCCCGCAUGGAUCAGUAUUUCAACCAGAUGGAAAAAAUCAUUAAGGAAAAGAAGACUUCGUCCCGAAUCCGCUUUAUGCUGCAGGAUGUGCUGGAUCUGCGACGGAGCAAUUGGGUGCCACGCCGUGGGGACCAGGGUCCCAAGACCAUUGACCAGAUCCACAAGGAGGCUGAGAUGGAGGAGCACUGGGAACACGUAAAAGUGCAGCAGCUAAUGGCCAAGGGCAGCGACAAGCGUCGGGGCGGCCCCGCAGGCCCACCCAUUAGCCGUGGCCUCCCACUUGUGGAUGAUGGUGGCUGGAACACAGUCCCCAUCAGCAAGGGCAGUCGCCCUAUCGACACCUCACGACUCACCAAGAUCACGAAGCCUGGCUCCAUUGAUUCUAACAACCAGCUCUUUGCACCUGGAGGACGAUUGAGCUGGGGCAAGGGCAGCAGUGGGGGCUCAGGAGCCAAGCCCUCCGAUGCAGCAUCAGAAGCUGCUCGUCCAGCUACUAGUACCUUGAACCGCUUCUCAGCCCUCCAACAAGCAGUACCUACAGAAAGCACCGAUAGCAGACGUGUGGUGCAGAGGAGUAGCUUGAGUCGGGAAAGAGGUGAGAAAGCUGGGGACCGGGGAGACCGCCUAGAGCGGAGUGAACGGGGAGGUGACCGUGGGGACCGGCUCGAUCGCUCUCGGACACCUGCCACCAAGCGGAGCUUCAGUAAGGAAGUGGAAGAGCGGAGUAGAGAGCGGCCCUCCCAGCCUGAGGGACUGCGCAAGGCAGCUAGCCUCACAGAGGAUCGGGACCGCGGACGGGAUGCCGUGAAGCGAGAAGCCACCCUGCCCCCGGUGAGCCCCCCGAAGGCUGCGCUUUCUGAGGAAGAGCUGGAGAAGAAAUCCAAGGCCAUCAUUGAGGAAUACCUCCAUCUCAAUGACCUGAAGGAGGCAGUGCAGUGCGUACAGGAGCUGGCCUCACCCUCCCUGCUCUUCAUCUUUGUGCGGCAUGGCAUUGAGUCAACACUGGAGCGCAGCACCAUUGCUCGUGAGCAUAUGGGGCGGCUGCUGCACCAGCUGCUUUUGGCCGGGCACCUCUCCACUGCUCAGUACUACCAAGGGCUGUAUGAAAUCUUAGAACUGGCGGAAGACAUGGAAAUUGACAUCCCCCACGUGUGGCUCUACCUAGCAGAACUCGUAACGCCCAUUCUGCAGGAAGGUGGGGUACCUAUGGGGGAGCUGUUCAGGGAGAUUACAAAACCUCUGAGACCCCUGGGCAAAGCUACUUCCCUGUUGCUGGAGAUCCUGGGGCUUCUAUGUAAAAGCAUGGUAAGUAAGAGCCUUUUGGGGGUGAUGUGUCAGGACUUCUCUUCCCACCAUGCGGUUUGGGCUGGUUACGGUGACUCUGGUGCCUCAUGGCCCUUUGGUGGGAUGGGGUUAAUGGUGAUGGUGUGCUGUGUUGGUCCCUGGGAGAGGAAACGUCGAGGCUGGCACUCUCAGACCAGUUCCUGUCGUGAGUUCUGGACAAGACUGGGGGAGAACAGCAAUCUAAGACCCUAAGUCCUUGAUUGAUUG